AUUCACUAUAUCUGGUCUCCCCGGACCCUGCAUUCACUAUAUCUGGUCUCCCCGGACCCUGCAUUCACUAUAUCUGGUCUCCCCGGACCCUGCAUUCACUAUAUCUGGUCUCCCCGGACCCUGCAUUCGCUAUAUCUGGUCUCCCCGGACCCUGCAUUCACUAUAUCUGGUCUCCCCGAACCCUGCAUUCGCUAUAUAUGGUCUCCCCGAACCCUGCAUUCACUAUAUCUGGUCUCCCCGGACCCUGUAUUCACUAUAUCUGGUCUCCCCGGACCCUGCACUCACUAUAUCUGGUCUCCCCGGACCCUGCAUUCACUAUAUCUGGUCUCCCCGGACCCUGCAUUCACUAUAUCUGGUCUCCCCGGACCCUGCAUUCACUAUAUCUGCAAAUAUUUUAGCAAAUAUAAACUGCUA
Molecule: messenger RNA, 414 nt
Organism: Staurois parvus
Lineage: Eukaryota; Metazoa; Chordata; Amphibia; Anura; Ranidae
Source: the annotation of a GenBank genome assembly